GCCCGGUUCCAGCCCGGUUCCAGCCCGGUUCAAGCCCGGUUCCAGCCCGGUUCAAGCCUGGUUCCAGCCUGGUUCCAGCCCGGUCCGGAUUCCUGACUUCACCGUAUUCCCUGGACGCCGACAGACAUGCUGGCCGCCGGCGGCUACCAGCUGAGCGAGGAGCAUCUGUGGUGCUGCAUCUGCCUGGACGUGUUCUCCAGCCCCGUCACGCUGCCCUGCGGACACAACUUCUGCAGGAGCUGCAUCCAGGAGCACCUGACCUCUGACCCCCAGCGCCGGUGCCCCAUGUGCAAGGAGCGCGUGGACAAGAAGCACAAGCUGGGUGUGAAUACUUUCAUAUCUGAGCUGGCCGUUCAGUACAGGCAGAGCGCAGGAAGGAAAUCUGGAAGCAGCUCAGAGCCGAGGAAAGCGCCAUGCGGAGCUCCAGUCAGACCCAAACCGCUGACCUCCAGGUCCUGGCUGCUGCUAGCUGCUACCCUGCUAGCGCUGCUGCUGCUGCUCACGGCUAACCUGCAUCUCCAUCAGAGCCUGAGCGGCGGCGAGACUCUGCUCUCUGAGGCGGAGAGCGUCUGCUCCGAGCAUCAGGAGCCGCUGGAGCUCUUCUGCAAGAACGACCAGGUUAGCAUCUGCCGGCGCUGCGGCGCCACCGCGCACCGCCUCCACCAGCUGGUUCUGCUCAGCGACGAGUACCAAGAGAAGAAGGCCGAGCUCAGCAAGACGGAGGCCCGCAUCCAGCAGGUGAUCUGGCAGCGGCGGCUGAAGAUCCAGGAGCUGAAGCGCUCCCUGCAGCAGAGCGAAGAGGCUGCAGACGGGGAAAUGGCGGACGGUGUCCGGAUCUUCAGCUCCCUGAUCCAGACUCUGGAGGCGGCGCAGGCGGAGCUGAUCGGGGCGAUCGAGGAGAAGCGCAGAGCGAGGGAGAAGCAGAGCCAGAGUUUGAUGGCCGACCUGGAGCAGGAAGUGGGGAAGCUGCGGCGGCGGCAGGUGCAGCUGCAGCAGCUGUCGCGCUCCAGCGAUCCGCUCGUCUUCCUGCAGAGCUUCCCGGCGCUGAACGCCGUCCCAGCCACCAAGAACUGGACCCAGCUGAGGAUGUGUCCGCUGGUCUACGAUGGCCUGACCCGCACGGCGCUGCUGAGCGCCACCAACCAGCUGACGGACGCCAUCAGGAACGCCAUGCAGACGCUGCAGGACGCGGCGGUGGAGAACCUCCACCGCUCCGCCGUGGACGUCGAUCUGGACCCAGACACGGCGCAUCCCGCCCUCCGGCUGUCUGACGAUCGGAGACGGGUUCAGCUGGGAGACGGCGGGAAGACGCUGCCAUACCAGUCCAAACGCUUCGAAGCUUUGGUCGGCGUCCUGGGGAGGCGGGGCUUCUCCUGCGGGCGGUUUCACUACGACGUCCAGGUGAAAGGAAAAACCGCCUGGACGCUCGGCGUCGCCAGGGAGUCCGUCAACCGGAAGGUCGAACUGGACCUGAGCCCGGAGAACGGCUUCUGGACCAUCCGCCUCCAGAACAGGAAGGAGUUUGUCGCGCUCGCUAGCAAGCCGCUUCCUCUCUCGGUGGGUUAUAAUCCGGAUUGGGUGCGAGUGUUUGUGGAUUACGAGGAGGGUCAGGUGUCGUUUUAUGACGUGGAAGCGGCGGUUCUGCUUCACUCCUUCACCGGGUUUUCCUUCUCUGAGAAACUCUUCCCGUUCUUCAGUCCUGGUCCGAACGACGGCGACAGAAACUCUGCUCCUCUGAUCAUCACGCCUCCGACUCAACACGCAGAAAAAUAACACAGACAUCAGUCAGGACUUUUCAUUUAAAGGGCCAGUAUCACAUAAAUCAUCAUGUUAUAAAGUUAUUCCCUCAUCACAAACAUGGAGUUUUGCUUUGACUCUUUCAUGGAUGUCUGACAAUCAUCUAAUCUCCACGGCAACCAUUCAGCUGGGUGGAUCUAGCUCCGCCUUCAAGACGCAGCUCCUCCCCCACUCAGCUCCUUCAGACUAGCCAGCAGCAAAUAGCAAACAGCUGCUGAGCUCAUUAUAGGAGCUGCUGCUCAGUGAAACUCAAUUAUAAAUAUUGAGUUUGAAAUGAACUGCUUGUAAAUACAAAUACAAAUAUGUAUUUUUAAUAAAUAUAAAUCUAAAGAAAACUUUCUGGGAAA
This is a messenger RNA of Xiphophorus maculatus (southern platyfish), 2144 nucleotides long. RefSeq names its product E3 ubiquitin-protein ligase TRIM39-like. Gene Ontology annotation, molecular function: protein binding; zinc ion binding. The transcript has 3 exons. NCBI's taxonomy places the organism in Eukaryota, Metazoa, Chordata, Actinopteri, Cyprinodontiformes, Poeciliidae. Bases 127 to 1773 code for a protein of 548 amino acids. The record is from RefSeq and is a predicted model, not a curated record.